This is a messenger RNA of Marmota flaviventris (yellow-bellied marmot), 969 nucleotides long. Lineage: Eukaryota; Metazoa; Chordata; Mammalia; Rodentia; Sciuridae. The record is from RefSeq and is a predicted model, not a curated record.
GCGCCCCUCUCUGCCCGAGGGUUGGGAUGCGGGCGCGCGGGUCCGGGAGAGCUGCCCUCGGGCGACGAACGGCGUUGGCCAGGCCCCCAGCCCGCCUCCCUCGGGCCUGCGGGAGAGCAGCCACCACGCCUCCCCGCUCACUUCCGCUGGAGACUCCGCGCGGCGUCGUGGCGACUCCCUGAGAACCAGUGCGCCCUGCGGCCGGCGCAGGUCCGACCACAGCCCGGCGAGCAGAGCGGCCUGUGGCUCCUGCGCCCUGCGGACGUGGCGUCCGAACGCGGCCCCCAGGCGCUGCGCCGAGCGCCGAGCCCCGGCCGUCGGGCACCGCGCCCGCCUCGCUGCCCACACGCUGCAGCUGCGCAGAAUAACGUUAGCCGGUAACCCUCUGCCCUCGCCCGCAGGCCCCGCCGCCAUGAAGGUGAAGAUCAAGUGCUGGAACGGCGUGGCCACCUGGCUCUGGGUGGCCAACGACGAGAACUGUGGGAUCUGCAGGAUGGCAUUCAAUGGCUGCUGUCCAGACUGUAAGGUGCCUGGCGAUGACUGCCCGCUGGUGUGGGGCCAGUGCUCACACUGCUUCCACAUGCACUGCAUCCUCAAGUGGCUCAACGCACAGCAGGUGCAGCAGCACUGCCCCAUGUGCCGGCAGGAGUGGAAGUUCAAGGAGUGAGGCGCCCACGCUGCACCUGGACCCCUCUCCCCCACCCCAAGAUGGCCCUGAGUCCCCCUUUUCCUAGUGGGACCCGAUGGCCAUGGUCUGGAGACAGUCCUUGGGCUAUGACAGGGUUGAAACAAGGACUGGAGCCUGUUUGUUGUUUUCCAUCACAAUGCUGACGCUUUUAUUCAAUAAAUAAAACUCAUUAAAGUACCUGAGCCUUGCUGGAGGCUUUGGCUGCCUGUGUCUUGGCACAUUGAUGAAGCUGCAGUGUUUUGAUAUGAAAACUCUCAUGAAUAAACAUCUUGAUGAAACAC